Molecule: messenger RNA, 483 nt
Organism: Bubalus bubalis (water buffalo)
Lineage: Eukaryota; Metazoa; Chordata; Mammalia; Artiodactyla; Bovidae
Product: 60S ribosomal protein L32-like
Exons: 1
Coding region: 16-420 (134 amino acids)
Biological process (GO): translation
Cellular component (GO): ribosome; cytosolic large ribosomal subunit
Molecular function (GO): structural constituent of ribosome
Source: RefSeq, a predicted model, not a curated record
CUCUGACUCAGCAUCAUGGCCGCCCUCAGACCCCUCGUGAAGCCUAUGAUUGUCAAAAAGAGGACCAAAAAGUUCAUUAGGCAUCAGUCAGAACAAUAUGUCAAAAUCAAGCGGAACUCGCAGAAGCCCAGAGGCAUUGACAACAGGGUGCGCAGAAGAUUCAAGGGCCAGAUCUUGAUGCCCAACAUCGGUUACCGGAGCAACAAGAAAACCAAGCACAUGCUGCCCAGAAGCUUCCGGAAGUUCCUGGUCCACAACGUCAAGGAGCUUGAGGUGCUGCUGAUGUGCAACAAAUCUUACUGUGCUGAGAUUGCUCACAACGUCUCCUCCAAGAACCACCAGGCCACUGUAGAAAGAGCAGCCCAGCUGGCCAUCAGAAUCACCAAUCCCAAUGCCAGACUGCACAGCGAGGAAAAUUAAUAGACAGCUCGUGUGGACAUUUUGUUUGUGGUAAUAAAAGCAUAAAACCCGACCAAAAAAAAA